Suillus paluster is the source of this 966-nucleotide messenger RNA. RefSeq lists its product as uncharacterized. Gene Ontology annotation, cellular component: fungal-type vacuole membrane. Gene Ontology annotation, biological process: calcium ion transmembrane transport; intracellular calcium ion homeostasis. Gene Ontology annotation, molecular function: calcium:proton antiporter activity. The coding region runs from base 1 to 966 and encodes 321 amino acids. NCBI's taxonomy places the organism in Eukaryota, Fungi, Basidiomycota, Agaricomycetes, Boletales, Suillaceae. The record is from RefSeq and is a predicted model, not a curated record. The transcript has 10 exons.
AUGAGUGACGUUAAUCAACCCAUUAUUUCAUCGCUUCAAUCUGACGACUGCGAAAUUCUAGGGAAAUGUUAUUUGCAAAUUCACACGCUGAAGGUUACACUCCAGAUUAUCGCCCUCGGGAAAUGUGAAUUCACAAUUGUUCAGUCAUCCUGCAUUCUCGUAUUACAUUUUGAAGUUAGUUGGACCCUCCCCCCAGUCCUGGUGCUGGGCAUGUGCUUCUUCGCUGGCGGCAUGCGUUUUUCGGAACAAGCAUUACAGGGCCAGCCGUCAUAUAGCGAUCUGUCGAUGGAUUGCAUCAUACUAAAGACCAGCCAUGGGGUAGUCAUCAUUUUACUCUUUAUUGACGGCCCGUAUCUGGGUUUCCAACUGUUCACACACACAGCCCUGUAUGAUGACAACAAUGCGAAUCCAAGAGCUGUGAGGAACAUCAUCCGUGGCUUACGGUCGAGGCCUUAUCGUUGUAGGAAUGGUAGACCUGUACCAUCCCCUGAUCCGACAGGUAGAGAGGCUGCAAUCAAUCCCUUCGGACCUGCUGAAGGUACCGACUUAGAACAUGGGGCUCCAUCCGCAGAGGACACAGACUCUGAAAUAGAACCGUAUACGAGCGUCGCUGUGUCCCUCAGGAUUCUGGUCGUUGUAACUGCGUUGGUAAUGCAACGGAACACAUUACUGAAGUUACAGUGUCCGUCAAGCCUGAGCUUAGGUGUUGCUGUUGGAUCAAGUAUCCUGACUGUUCUCAAGCAAAUUGCACUCUUCGUUAUCCCGUUCAUCAUGCUCGGUUGGAUUAUUGGCAAACCACCGACGCUCCUCUUCGACCCGUUUGAGUCGGUCGUGCUGUUCCUCUCUGGUGCGUCAUUAUUUCCACGGGGUGGCAUGAUGAUUAAAGAAAUACAACCGGUCCUCGGCGUGAACCAUGUCGUACAGGACGAACCGGGUGCACCGCUAGGGAGAGAAGGCCAAGACUGA